This is a messenger RNA of Periophthalmus magnuspinnatus, 5434 nucleotides long. It is a transcript of the gene pik3cb, whose product is annotated as phosphatidylinositol-4,5-bisphosphate 3-kinase, catalytic subunit beta. Gene Ontology annotation, biological process: phosphatidylinositol-mediated signaling; cell migration; phosphatidylinositol 3-kinase/protein kinase B signal transduction. Lineage: Eukaryota; Metazoa; Chordata; Actinopteri; Gobiiformes; Gobiidae. Gene Ontology annotation, molecular function: 1-phosphatidylinositol-4-phosphate 3-kinase activity; 1-phosphatidylinositol-3-kinase activity. Gene Ontology annotation, cellular component: plasma membrane; cytoplasm; phosphatidylinositol 3-kinase complex. The record is from RefSeq and is a predicted model, not a curated record. The coding region runs from base 413 to 3643 and encodes 1076 amino acids. The transcript has 24 exons.
GCUCACAAACAGCGGUGUAGGCAGCAGCGAGGACGAGCCACCGGUAGACAGAUUCACCUUCAAAACAGGAAGUGACAACGCGCUCCUGUCUCGUCCACCUGCGUCUACUCACUCCUGCGGGCAUUCAGUCUCCAAUCUUACCGCUGUUCCCUGCUCCCUGCCAACGCUUUUCACACUGGAAACCAUUUUAUCCAAACCCCGACGUAACUGUCACUGCGCGAGCAACUUCACCGGUAGCCUAGUGGUUCGCUCAGCGCUUUUCAGACGUUGUUACGCCUCAAACGGAUCAAAGAUGAAGUAUGGACUGAACUUCCCAGACACUCCCAGCGAGGAGCAGACCAACAGGACAUAAAAGUAUCCUGGAAACUGCAGGUCCUUAUGGUUGAAGUGUGUGUUGCUGCUGCUCUGUGCCAUGCCUCCUGCCAUGACAGACCUGGUGGACAUUUGGGGGGCACACUCGCCCCUGUCCGGUCAUGCUCCGGCCCACAUCACCGUGGACUUCCUGCUCCCCACCGGAAUGUACAUCCAGAUGGAAGUGCCGCGAGAGGCUACUAUACAGCACAUCAAACUGCUCUUAUGGAAGCAGGCACAGUCCUUUCCUCUCUUCUCAGCCCUGGGGGAGAUGGAGAGCCACAUGUUUGAGUGUGUGAACCAGGAAGCCGUGCACGAGGAGCUGGAGGAUGAGACAAGACGACUCUGCGAUGUCCGACCCUUUUUACCGGUCCUUAAACUCAUCACGCGCAACUGUGGCAGAGCUGAGAGACUGCUGGACUCAAAGAUUGGGGUGCUCAUAGGCAAAGGUCUCCAUGAGCUGGAUGCUAUAAACGACCAGGAGGUGAAGGACUUCCGCAGUAAGAUGUUCAGACUCAGUGAGGAGCGGAUGCAGAAGGUGCAGAUGAUGAGCUGCACUGAGUGGCUGCAGACGUCUUUCUCCCAGCAGCCCGAGACAGGACCAGGACCAGACCAAGUCAAUGGGGUCUCUGACCGAACCACAGACCUCAAAGUCACCAUACACUUCGACCUGUCACAGGAUUCUGCCAGUUUGAAGGUGCCGCUGACCUGCACUCCUUCUGAGCUGAUGGAGAUGGCUGUGAAGAAGUGGCUGACAACACACGGCUCCGAGGAGGAGGCCAGCAGGUACUUCUUGAGGAUUAGCCACUCUCUGGAGUUCCUCUGCGGAGACCACCCUUUAAUCCAGUACAAGUACAUCCGGACAUGUCUCCACGCCAAAGAUUCUCCUCACCUGACCCUGGUCCACAGUAGCACCAUCAAAGAAUUAUUUGACAAGGAGAUCUGCGCCAUCAGAGCCGUGGUCAGCCGCAAGACCUGUACCUUACCUCUACCUCUACCUCCCAAAAGACGCCCCACGCAAAGCCAAACCUGUGUGUGGGAAGUAUCGAGCCCAUUCAAGAUUGUUCUAGUAAAUGCAAGCAAGGUGAAUGCAGAGGAGACAGCCAAGGUGCAGGUGAGGGCGGGGCUGUUCCAUGGGGCGGAGCUUCUGUGUAAACCUGCAGUGAGCAGUGAGAGCAGCGGCCGCUCGGAGCACACCUGGAGAGACAGUACCUUAGAGUUUGACAUCUCUGUGAGUGACCUGCCGCGAAUGACCCGCCUCGCCAUUGCCAUCUACGCCGUCAUGGACAAGGUCAAGAAGCAGAAGUCCACCAAAAACACUCACAUCAACAAAUACCAGACCAUACGCAAGUCCGGCAAAGUGCUCUACCCUAUUGCCUGGGUCAAUACAAUGGUGUUUGACUAUAAAGGUCACUUGAAGACUGGAGACAUCAUCCUUCAUUGCUGGUCUUCGUUUCCUGAUGAACUUGAAGAGAUGCUGAACCCAAUAGGAACAGUUCAGACAAACCCGUAUACUGAGAACGCCACAGCUCUACACAUCAACUUCCCUGAAUACUUAUCACACUCAAUUGUCUUUCCUCCGUUUGACAAGAUUCUGGAAAAAGCAGCAGAAAUUGCCCGUGCAAAUGACUGUGCCCCAAUGAGCCGUGGCGGUAAAAAGUUCCACAUUGAGUUAAAGGAGAUCAUGGAGCGGGACCCUCUGUCUCAGCUGUGUGAAAACGAGAAGGAUUUGAUCUGGACACUCCGUCACGACUGUCGGGAGAACUUCCCUCAAUCACUGCCCAAACUGCUGCUGUCUGUAAAGUGGAGCAAACAUGAAGACAUGGCACAGCUCCAGGCCCUGCUUCAGAUUUGGCCCAAACUGAGUCCUCGAGAUGCUCUGGAGCUCCUGGACUUUAACUAUCCUGACCAGUAUGUUCGAGAAUACGCUGUGUGCUGUCUACGGGACAUGAGUGAUGAGGAGCUGUCCCAGUAUCUAUUGCAGCUGGUGCAGGUUUUGAGAUAUGAGCCAUACUAUGAUUGUGCUCUCACCCACUUCCUCUUGGAGCGCGCCCAAAGAAACCGCAAGAUAGGACACUUCUUAUUCUGGCACUUAAGGUCAGAGAUCCACAUGCCUGCUGUUUCAGUCCAGUUCUCACUCAUUUUAGAGGCAUACUGUAGAGGCAGCAUUCCUCAUAUUGAGGUUCUUAAAAAGCAGGUGGAAGCAUUGAGUAAACUGAAAUCGGUGAAUGAACUGAUCAAACUUGGGACCAUCAAAAACGCUCGCAGCAAAGCCAAGGAAGCCAUGCUGACCAAAGAGGCCAUGAUGACCUGUCUAAGGCAGAGCGGUUACUCAGAUGCCCUGUCAGACAUACACUCCCCACUCAACCCCAAUGUCCUACUGGCCGCUGUUAAUGUGGAAAAGUGUCGGUACAUGGACUCUAAGAUGAAGCCUCUCUGGAUUGUUUAUAACAACAAGCUGCUGGACGGGGACACUCUGGGAAUCAUCUUUAAAAAUGGAGAUGACCUGCGACAGGACAUGUUAACACUGCAGAUAUUACGGCUGAUGGAUCUUCUUUGGAAAGAGGCGAGUCUUGAUCUCAGAAUAGUCCCGUACGGCUGUCUGGCAACAGGGGAUCGGGCAGGACUGAUCGAAGUGGUGUCUUCGGCCGACACCAUCGCAAACAUCCAGCUCACCAGCAGCAACGUGGCUGCAGCUGCUGCCUUCAACAAGGACGCUCUGCUCAACUGGCUAAAGGAGAGGAAUUCUGGUGAUGCGCUGGACCGGGCCAUAGAGGAGUUUACUUUGUCGUGCGCUGGGUACUGUGUGGCCACUUAUGUUCUGGGCAUUGGAGACAGACACAGUGACAACAUCAUGGUCCGCAGCACUGGACAGCUCUUUCACAUAGACUUUGGGCAUAUUCUGGGAAACUUCAAGUCCAAGUUUGGCAUCAAGAGAGAGAGGGUCCCAUUCAUCCUGACGCAUGACUUCAUCCACGUCAUUCAACAGGGCAAGACAGGGUACACGGAGAAAUUUGGAAGCUUCCGACAGUACUGUGAAGACGCCUAUCUUAUCUUGAGGAGGAAUGGAAACCUGUUCAUCACGUUGUUCGCUCUGAUGCUAACAGCUGGUCUGCCUGAACUGACCUCUGUUAAGGACAUCCAGUAUCUUAAGGACUCUCUGGCUCUGGGUAAAACAGACGACGAAGCGCUGAAACAGUUUCGACAGAAGUUUGACGAAGCGCUGAGAGAAAGCUGGACCACCAAAGUCAACUGGAUGGCUCAUAACGUGGCCAAAGACAACCGCUCAUAGAAACGGUUUAAAGUAAAGGACCCAGCAGUCAGACAAGAGACAAUGUAAAACUAUAAACACCUUUGAAACCAGUGAAAGGGAAUGCACAGGAGCAGAUUCACUUUAUAUUUUAAUGACACAAAACACUGGACAAACACUGGACUUCUACAAUGUUCUCUGCUCUUAAUUUGAGAAAUGAACUCAAAAUCCAAUCUUGACAUUUCUGUGUUAAACGUUGCGGGUUUUGCACAGGCAGUGAUGGAGCAAAAAGCCAAAGUAUGGAGCCUCUGUAAGCCCACACUAAAAAGCAAUGGACCACAUUCACUUCAAUUCACCUGUACAAGACGUCACAGGUUCAUACAGAAUGUUAAACAGACUUGGACUUGUUCAGUGGUUAAACUAUUUUUACCAACUCUGGACUGUGCAGUCCAGAGUAAGUACAGAAGAGGAGGACCCUUUUAAUGUUUUAUUCUUGCUGCCUCAAUUUGCCACAGAACUACAGGAAGAUUGUAUUAAAUUUUUUUUUUCUUUUAAAUUUUAGACUUUAUCUCAGACCUAUAUGUGCCAGGCUACUUUAAAAGUCUAUUAUGGUAUUGUUAUAGGGAGAAUGUGAUAACAGAAUUGGCCAUAUACAGUUACAGAAGCCUUUUUAAUUUAAUUGCAGUUAUUUUAGUUAGAUAUCAAAACACUGGAAUUAAACACUUGACAGUUCAUAUAGUUGUAAUUUUAAGCUAAAUUAUGAGAUUUUUUUUUAGAUCAUAUCAAUUGCAUUCACUUUUUACUGGGGUAAUUUGCCUUUCCCUAAUAGACAGACAGAUUAAAAUCCUACAAUCCUACUCACCCAAAUGAGGAAUUAACUUAUUCAUGUAAUAUCUUCCCCGGGACCAAAACAAGAAAGAGAAGUGUAAUUAUUUUAUGUUUUAAAUCAUGAGUCAAAGUUGAAUGUGCCGGUAACUGUAUGUUUUAUACAAGUGUUUUGGUGGAGUUGAAUUGGGCAGGGUUUAUUGAUGUUGAAAUGGCUCUGCUUAAAAUGGUGGAAACUCUGUUUUGACAGAAGGUGUUUCUAUGGCAUCUUUAAAUAUCGUGCAAUAUCUGUAAACAUGCAUACACCAUAUCCUGUAAGAAACCUGGAACCCAUUCUUAAAGGUGCAAUGUGGAACUUUUCUGGUGGAAGAUCUGCUACAUGCUUGUCUGAGAUUACAUUGCUUUGCCAUAUGGUAUAAAACUUAUAUCACAGGGCCAAGUUACAAGUCAGAUCUGUGCAUUUUUUUAAACACCUUUUAAUACAAUGAAUGCAAGUUUCUCAAGCCAGAACCAAACAUGUUCGUUCAUCCAAUCAGAUUUUUUUUUAUUUCAGUGACACAUGUGAAACAAAGGACCACACUGUUCACUUAUCAUUUACAAACAAGACAUUUUUCCUCGUAAGCAGCCAUAUCUGUUUUAAUGCGUAAAGACCAUGUAUGUCCCUGAUUGGCUAAUCCAUCUGUCAAUCACGGCCAUCAGAACUCUGGGAGAUUCGCCGUUGACCAGACUCACAUCUUCGUAAAGUAAUGGAGAAGCGUGUAUUCUGGAUUCCAGACAACAAAGCAAUAGCAUCUACAUGGUAACAAGCAAGCAACUGACCCUUCACCAGAAAAGUUACAUAAUGUUUCUUUAAAAUGCCUGUAAUGUUGUUUUUUUCUGUGGCUUCUUGUGAGAUACAGGACACCACUAGCCUUCAAGUCUCAGACACUGGAUAUUGUAACUGUACAGGCUUUUAAUGUUAUGCUGUUUGUUUUCAUAGGAGUUUUAUUAAAGUUAUUUUCAACUGCA